AUGGCACCCCAAGAUAUGUUCUUUGAGGAGGAUGAGGACAACUGUCCGCUCUGCAUAGAAGAACUCGAUCUUUCCGAUCGUAGCUUCCGACCAUGUCCAUGUGGCUAUCAGGUCUGCCAGUUCUGCUUCAACAACAUCAAGAACAACAUGAACGGACUCUGUCCUGCGUGCCGAAGACCGUAUGACGAAAAGACGAUAGAGUGGAAAGUCGUGACACCAGAAGAGGUUGCCGAGUUCAGUGCGAAUAUCCGGAAGAACCAGAAGAAACGAGCACUAGACCAGCGGCAGAAGGAGGUACAGAAGCGCGAAGCUGAGAAAGAGAAUCGGAAAAACCUCGUCGGCGUACGGGUCGUUCAGAAGAACCUCGUUUACGUGACGGGGUUGACACCAACGGUUCGAGAGGAUGAGCUCCUCAAGACACUCAGGAAACCCGACUUCUUCGGUCAAUACGGCAACAUCCAGAAGAUUUCGAUCAGCAAUCGAAAGAGUUCGGACGGUCACAACCAAUCUCUCGGCAUCUACGUCACUUUCGAGAAGAAGGAGGACGCUCAGCGAUGCAUCCAGGCCGUCAACGGUUCUCAGAAUGGCGACAGGGUGCUGAGGGCCCAACUUGGCACGACCAAGUACUGUUCCGCAUGGUUGAGACACGAGCAAUGCACGAAUCGACAGUGCAUGUUUCUUCAUGAGCUGGGAGAGGAAGAAGACAGUUACACUCGCCAGGACUUGUCCUCGAUGAACAGCAUCAACACCCAACGCCCUCUGCCACCAAAUGGCAGCUCGUCCCGAUCCGCCUCUCGCCAGCAAUCGACGCCCGCUCCUGGCCCUCCGCCCGGCCCAACACCCGCUGCCGCGCCUGUUGCUCAACCAAUGGCUCGCUCCUCGAGUAAGGAUGAAUCAGAAAACGGGGGCGAUGGGUCUGCUCUGCCUUCCUCUGCGAAUUGGGCCCGUAACCCUCAGCGCAGUCGUAGAGGAAGUCAUGCUACUAGCGGCGCGGCUCCGAGUCCUGCGAUCUCGACGUCACUCCCUGUCACAGCUGAAGCUGUGCCGGAGGCCAUCGACGAAUCACCCGCUGAAGAGUCCUCAGCACCGUCCACCUCCUCGCAAUCUGAAAGCCCCCCAAGCCCGGUAGUCGAGCGACCCAAACAGGUUGGCAUUCCGGAAAACAUUCUCAAAGCACUUCUAAAGGCCAUGGAAGCCUGUCCUUUCAACUUUGCUGGUUGUGAUUCAACCGAGACGAAUGACACUCCACCUAUGUUCGACAUGCGUGGUGGCGAGAAGAGGCGAGCCAUGCGCGAAGAAGAGGAAGCGCGGCUCGCUGUAGACCAGGAAGAGCAAAUCGAUCAAGUCGAGCUUUCGGAGGGCGAGCCUGAAGCAGGUGGUAGCCUUGCGCUAGGCGGUGAGCCUGAAGACCGCGACGCGCCUCGCGAGGCAGCAUUCGACCAACGCCGCGGAAGCGCCCAGCCUCCUAUCCAGCGCGGUAGCACGGACGGCAUGUUUGGCCCUGCUAUCGGCUCCGGCUUCAGCCAGGCAGCAUCCAAUGCUGGAAGCCGGUCCAUGACACCACAGCAGCAACUGUACAUGAGAGGCCAGAGUGGAUUUGGUGACCACCUCCCCCCCGGCAUCACACCUGGCCAGGGAUCGCUCGCACCGCAGCAGGGCGGUGGCCAUAACCGCCAGGGAUCAAGGUUCAGUUUUGCCAAUGACAAUUCUGGCUCGUCUUCGAUGAAGGUGUCUGCGAACCCGCGGAUCAUGGCUCAACAGUCUGCGAUGAUGCCAUCGUCUUUCCACGCACAACCAGGUAGCCAGUACUACUCGUCUUCCAUGCCUGGACCACCUCCAGGACUUAAGUCGACGGGCACGCCCCCAGCCAUGUUCGGACAGGGCCAGGGGUACGGUGGCGCGGGCUUCGGUGCCGCGUCAAAGGAUUCUGCUGAGCUUCUUCAGAGCUUGAUCAGGGGCCGAGGCGCGGCCAACAGCCAGGCUCAUGAUGCCGCAAAGCCCCCUGCUCCGGGUCUCCUGGCGUCGCUCUACGGUAACCCCCCUGGAGCAUUCCAAGACUUUGGUCCCAAGCAGCAGAAGAAGAAGGGGAAGAAGCACAGACAUGCUAACACUUCCUCCUCUGGGGGAGGUGGCCUAGUCGAUCUUGCGGACCCGAGUAUCUUGCAAGCAAGAAUGCAGCACCAGUCACAGGGCAGCGCCGGAGUCGGACAGGGACUGUUCGGUGGACAGAGCCAAGGUGGGUACAACCCUAACAUGAUGUACAACACGCGGUUCCCGGGGCAAGCUAUCAUCGUCUUCCACAUGCUCCAAUAUGAUGAACUUCCUUCGCUUGACGAAGCAUCGAGCUCCGUUGACGCGUUGGUUUCAGACGACCCAUUGGAUACGAACCUGUUCAUCCAAGGAUUCGGAUCAUCGCGCGCCUCUACAGCUACACCUGGUCCGCCGCCAGGCCUGGGUCUAUCCCACAGACACCCAUCACCCGCUAUUCGCACCACGCUCGCGGCUCCCGUAGUUCCUACGAUGCUUCAGCAGCCCGCGCGUGCCGCAACCCCUGCGGCUUCCAAAACGCAAACACUUGCGAGCGUUGUCGGCUCAGUCACACCCGAUCAGACCCCUCGCAAGAAGGUGCCCGGCUCCGAGGCGAAGAAAAGUAUCAAAGCAUUGGCAGUUGAGAGUGGUUUGUCCAAGGAUAUAGCCGCGUCUUCGCCAGCUCUUCGGUCAAAGAAGCUCCUGCAAGAAGAGGACUUCCCUGCCCUGGAUGCUGUCAAGAGCCCAGCACCCAAGACGAUCGCCCCGGCCGUGCCAUCAGUCCUCACGCCCAAAACGGCGGUGACACCCAGCAAAAAGCCUCAGACAGAAACAAAAGAGACGAAUGCGUCUUCUGAGCCAAAACCCCUGAGCGAGCCAGUCCCGUCGACGCCUUCCAAGGUAACCGAGUCUUUGAAGUCGCUCGCCAUAUCGCCCAUCAAGCCUACGUCUAAGGCUGCCGAUUCUAAGCCAGCGCCGGUUCUGAACAUUGCCGCAGCCGUGAAAGCUGCCCAGGCAAAGACAUCAGCAGAGGCCUCAACCGUCUCCUCCUCUGAUAAGGCUGAUUCGGCUGCAUUUCCAGCUUUACCGCCGCCAUCAGCAGCCAGUGUCUCAUCCCCAAGUGUCAAGGCAGCACCCAAGACUCUUCGUGUGGUGAACACGCCAAAGGCUGAAGUGCCACCCACUCUACCUAUGAGUGGCACACUGAACGCAGCAACCCGGGCUCUGUCUGGCGUCCACCGCCCUGACACGCCUGGAAGUCAUGAUAUUAGUGAUACCGCCUCGGUAGUGUCCACGUCCAUCUCUGUCUCUCGCACCAGCUCCCCGCCGCCCUCAAGGAUUGGUUCCGCUCCUGUCCGGACCAACACCAAGAGCCAACAGCGCAAGGCGCGCAAGGAAGCCAACAAGGUUGCAGCAAUCGUCGAGGCUGCGAAACCUGCUGAGCCCGAGGAGCAUGCGCCCAUCCUAGGCCGCAAGAAGAAGGUCAAGAAGGAGAAGCCCGUCAAAAUCACAGAGAAGAGGACUUCAGCAACUGCGGCAGCGCCAUCAUCGACUACUGCUGCUGAAUCCAAGACGGAGGAGACUGACAGCACCACAGUUGCUCCUAAGAGGUCGGAGGGUGAAAAGCAAGACCAGAAAGCCAAGGCUGGUAACACGACCAACGCUUCCCAAGACAAGGGGAAAGGAAAGGAAAAGGCCGUCGCGCCGUCGCCGAAGAACACGCCAAAACCUGCCUCACCAGAGCCCGCUGCUCCGGCUGCCGAGGAGUCGAAGGAUGCUGGCGAGAACCCCAAGACAACCCCAGAGUAUGUCUUUCAUGAGCUUGUCAGCAGCGGCAUGUCUUUUGCGGCCGAUAUGCUGCAGCUGUUGAAGCCUGUCAACGACCAGAGCAACCGCAACGGUGACCGUGCUGCCGCCGCCGCCGCUGACACCAACAACCCCCCUCCUUCGACUAAGAGUAUCGUGACGGAGAAGGAUCAUGCGAAGCUUCUUUCCGGAAAACCGGUUCGCAAGGUGAUCGAUGGCCAUCGAGUCCUCAUCACACCCAACGGUGACUGCCUGCGUCAUUUGACGGAGCAGGAGGAACAGAACUACCUCUUCUACCAAAAGCGUGUCGCCCUGAUGACGGAUGAGCCUGACGCGUUCGUCGCGCCCCGUCACUUUCCCCGAGGCGGCGGCUUUUCGCUCAUCAAGGGGCGCGCGGUGCCCAACGGGGUUCCGUCUUUCUUCCCGCCCCCGCCCUCGCAGCAGCAGCGCCUGUUCGCCGAUGACCCCGUCAACAAGCUGCAGCGCGAGGAGGCCAUCAGCUACAUCAACCAAUUUGUACUGCCGCGCCUGAAUCUUGGCACCGCAAACCUGGGGUUCGCCAGCAACUGGAAGUCGCACGGCAACGCGAACAACAAUGCCCAGGAAUUCCAGUUGACGGGCACCAAGCGCGAUGUCGCCGCCGCAAGCCUCAACACGCUGGCGCCCUGGAUCUACGGCCACGACGCCGCCGCUGGCGCAGGCAUAUACUCGGCCGAGAGCGGUAACGGUGGCCUCCGCGACGUGCCGGAAGACGAGACUCCCUUUGGCGGCCUCGAUUCGGCGCACCCGCACCACCACCACCCGCACCAACCUCAUGGCGUGGGCUACGGCAGCGGUCCCGACGGCGUUGCCACGGCCGCCGGCCCGGGCGGCCCGCAGCAGUACUCGACCAAGCUACCACCCCUCAACGGCAUGUCCCUCAUGAGCGUCGAAGAGGCCGAGUCGGCGCUGCAACUCGCGCGCAAGGAGACGGAACGUCUCGAAAAGGGCCUUAACCAGGUCAUCAAGCGCAACCGCCGCCUCCUGCUGCCGGCGGGAAGGGCUGUCGUCGCGCUCAUCGAGCGCGUCUUCCUCGUCAUGCUCGUCCGCGCCGUCGUCGCGUGCGUCCAGCUCGUCGCUGUCGUUGUCGAAGUCCUCUCGCGGGCCGGCAGGCGGUUGGCCGUCGUGGCGCGGGUGUAG
Verticillium nonalfalfae is the source of this 5013-nucleotide messenger RNA. RefSeq names its product transcriptional repressor general negative regulator of transcription subunit 4 (gene NOT4). Gene Ontology annotation, molecular function: RNA binding; ubiquitin-protein transferase activity. The record is from RefSeq and is a predicted model, not a curated record. Bases 1 to 5013 code for a protein of 1670 amino acids. The transcript is spliced from 8 exons. Gene Ontology annotation, cellular component: CCR4-NOT complex. Gene Ontology annotation, biological process: protein ubiquitination. NCBI's taxonomy places the organism in Eukaryota, Fungi, Ascomycota, Sordariomycetes, Glomerellales, Plectosphaerellaceae.